Molecule: messenger RNA, 105 nt
Organism: Paramecium sonneborni
Lineage: Eukaryota; Ciliophora; Oligohymenophorea; Peniculida; Parameciidae
Source: the annotation of a GenBank genome assembly
AUGUUUUCAAUGAAAACUCUACCUAACCUUUAAGAGAAGCAUUCUGAGAUUGAUUUUAAGGAAGAAAGACAUUUGUUUGUUUAAAAUAAAUAACAAACUUAAUGA